Molecule: messenger RNA, 1534 nt
Organism: Melampsora larici-populina 98AG31
Lineage: Eukaryota; Fungi; Basidiomycota; Pucciniomycetes; Pucciniales; Melampsoraceae
Exons: 14
Coding region: 77-1348 (423 amino acids)
Biological process (GO): proteolysis
Molecular function (GO): cysteine-type endopeptidase activity
Source: RefSeq, a predicted model, not a curated record
CAUCACUCAUCCUUCAAACUUAUCAUCAUCAACUUAUCAUCAAACUCAGAUUCAUACAUUCCAAAGACCACUAUCAAUGGCAAAUUAUUCGUACGGAAAUGGUCAAGGAGGCGGUCAUUGGGCACCGCCACAGGGACCUCCACCACCUCAAUGGGCAGCACCUUCAGGACCUCCACCACCUCAAUGGGCAGCACCUCCAGGACCUCCGCCACCACAAUGGGGCUCACCAGCUGGAAACGGCUCCGGAUCCUUCCCGACUCAGACUCGCUGGGCACCUCCUACUGGACCUCCACCUCCUACCAACGAUAAUGCUCAUCCUUAUCCCGGGGCUCAUGGUCACGGAAAUCCUCCGACCAACUAUCAACAAUCAUAUAACCAUGGUCCACCUGGUGCGCAUCAUCAACCACCACCUCCACCUCAAGGCGGCCCAUACUUUCAAUAUUCCAACUGUACUGGUCGACGCAAAGCACUUUGCGUAGGAAUCAAUUAUACUGGGACUUCGGCGGCCUUGAGAGGAUGUCAUAAUGAUGCAACAAAUAUGCAAAGGUUCUUGAUAGAACGGUAUAACUACAAGGCAGAGGAUAUGGUUAUGUUAUUGGAUUCGCCGGGUGCCAAUGCUAGACAAAUCCCAACCCGAGCCAAUAUAAUUUCUGCCAUGCAAUGGCUGGUUUCGAAUGCUCAACCUAACGACUCACUGUUCUUUCACUAUAGUGGUCAUGGUGGCCAAACUGAAGAUUUAGAUGGUGAUGAGGAUGAUGGGUUUGAUGAAGUUAUAUAUCCUUUGGACCAUAAACAAGCCGGUCACAUUGUAGAUGACGAAAUGUUUUUCAUCAUGGUCGCACCACUCCCACCCGGAUGUCGACUUACUGCUAUCUUUGAUUCUUGUCAUUCGGGUACAGCUUUGGAUUUACCAUACGUAUAUUCAACUGAAGGAAAGAUCAAGGAACCCAACAUGUUGGCCGAGGCUGGUCAAGGUGCACUCCAAGCUGGUCUUUCUUAUAUGCGCGGAGAUAUUGGUGGAAUGGCAAAAGGUUUACUUGGAUUAGGAAAGAAGGUCAUGAAUGGUAAUAAAGCUGAACAGGUUUCAAGAGCUACUCGAACUAGUCCUGCAGAUGCGAUCCAAUGGAGUGGUUGUAAAGAUUCUCAAACUAGUGCUGAUGCAGUAGAAGCGGGUGCAGCUACUGGUGCGAUGUCUUAUGCAUUCAUCACUGCACUGACCCAAAACCCUCAACAAACCUAUCAACAACUAUUGGUUUCCAUUCGUCAAAUCCUAAAAGAGAAAUACUCACAAAAACCCCAACUCUCAGCUUCACAUCCAAUUGAUACAAACUUAAUGUUUGUGAUGUGAACCGUGGAGCUUCAAAUACAUCGGUCCUAAAGCCAGCAAGUUUUAUAUCACCAUUUUUUUUCUUUUUCACUUUUUUUCUUUCUAAUCUGUUCACCUCAAAAUUGAAGAAAACCAUGACACUUAUGAAAGAGUAACUCUGUUGUAGCAAAGUAUGUAACAUGUCUUCAUCAUUUUGUGAAAAAGUAU